GAAUUUCAUCCCUUCAUUGAGGCCCUCCUACCCCAUGUCCGUGCCUUCUCGUACACCUGGUUCAACCUGCAGGCCCGUAAGCGCAAGUACUUUAAGAAGCAUGAAAAAAGAAUGACCAAGGAUGAAGAGCGCGCGGUGAAAGACGAGCUGCUGGGAGAGAAGCCCGAGAUCAAGCAGAAAUGGGCUUCACGCCUGCUCGCCAAGCUUCGCAAGGACAUCCGUCCCGAGUUCCGCGAGGACUUUGUGCUCACCAUCACGGGGAAAAAACCGCCCUGCUGUGUGCUGUCCAACCCCGACCAGAAAGGAAAGAUUCGCCGCAUCGACUGCCUCCGUCAGGCCGACAAGGUUUGGAGACUGGACCUGGUGAUGGUCAUCCUGUUCAAAGGCAGCCCGCUGGAGAGCACGGACGGUGAGCGGCUGGUCAAGUCGCCCCAGUGCUCCAACCACGGCCUUUGUGUCCAGCCGCACCACAUUGGAGUGACGGUCAAAGAGCUGGACCUCUACCUGGCCUACUUUGUCCAUACACCAGAACAAUCAGGACAAUCAGACAACUCAAACCAGCAAGGAGAGACAGAUGUCAAGCCCCCGCCAAAUGGCCACUUGAGUUUCCAGGACUGCUUUGUGACUUCAGGGGUGUGGAACGUAGCCGAGUUGGUCCGCGUGUCACAGACUCCGGUAGCUACAGCGACUGGCCCCAGCUUUUCCCUGGCUGAUCUCGACAGCCCAGGAUACUACAACAUCAACCAGGUCACCCUAGGACGGCGCUCAAUCACCUCCACUCCUUCCACCAGCUCAAACAAGCGCAAGUCCAUUGAUGACAGUGAGAUGGAGAGCCCGGUGGAUGACGUCUUCUACUCGGGCCGUUCGCCGGCAGCUGGCAGCAGCUCACAGUCCAGUGGUUGGCCCAAUGAUGUAGAUGCAGGACUGUCAUCGCCUGGUUCUCUUAAGAAGCCGGGGAAAUUCGAUUUCAGCGCCCUGUCCUCCCAGACGAGGUCCCCCCGUAUGGCGUUCACCCACCACCCACUGCCAAUGCUGGCGGGAGUGAGACCAGGGAGUCCUCGUGCUUCUGCCUCAGCCCUGCACUUCCCAUCUCCCUCCAUCAUACAGCAGUCGAGCCCCUACUUCACCCAUCCGACCAUCCGCUACCACCACCACCCCGGACAGGAUCCCUUGAAGGAGUUUGUGCAGUUUGUCUGUGCUGAUGGCCCAGGGCAGGCCGGCGGACAGCAUACUCCGCGCCAGGCCCCACAGCUCCCAACAGGUUUGUCGGCAUCGGAUCACGGGACAACAACUUUCUGA
Molecule: messenger RNA, 1299 nt
Organism: Nerophis lumbriciformis (worm pipefish)
Lineage: Eukaryota; Metazoa; Chordata; Actinopteri; Syngnathiformes; Syngnathidae
Source: RefSeq, a predicted model, not a curated record